UGGAUCACGGACAAUAACGAUAACCUUGUGAUGUGGGUGCCGGACGAGUAUCGUGAUUGUCUAUUGUGGCGAGGGAUGGUGAAGAUCGUGGGACAUGAGUCGAUCACUAUAGACUUUUCGAAUGCUUGCUCUGGAACUGGAUGGGCGAACUGUUAU
Dichomitus squalens LYAD-421 SS1 is the source of this 156-nucleotide messenger RNA. RefSeq lists its product as uncharacterized. NCBI's taxonomy places the organism in Eukaryota, Fungi, Basidiomycota, Agaricomycetes, Polyporales, Polyporaceae. The record is from RefSeq and is a predicted model, not a curated record. The transcript has a single exon. The annotation marks the transcript as partial.